AUGUGCGAUGCGAUGUUGGCCGCGUGGUUGAUUUUCACUGCUUGUGUUGUGCUGAUUUCGCGACCGAUCUGCUGUUUUCCGUCGCGAACGUAUUCCUCAGUGACGGAACUGAUCGCUGCCGCCAAGUGUGAGGCAUUGGGCUUCUCACCCGAAACUAAUCCAAAGGAAUCAACUCAGUGGGUAUCACUUGACUUGGACAUAAGUGGGAUGAUGUGGAAUGACUGUAUUCGCUCUGAAUCUAGAGAUAUUUCAGUUGUCUCAUGGAAUAAAGAGCCUCCAAUUGCAGAGCCUGUGCUGAUUUGCCGAGACGUGACGUCAUUGACUGUUGGUUGGAACUUCUCCACCAAUCACGAUUACCAGGAUGAGCCUCAACUCUAUGCCAUAGAGUUCUAUUCUACAGGAAGUAACCAGUGGAAACCUCUAACCACGACUAAGGAUCGAGUUAUAACAAUAUCACAUCUUUCACCCGUAGAGACAUAUAAUGUGAGGGUAACAUCGGUGAUGGGAGAAGGUCAAUUAGGUCGACCUGUCACUUCGCCUGAUCUUUCAACUCUUUCUGACGAGAAAAUAAAACCAGUGGAAUAUGCGAACGUGAUUAAGCAGAACGUGAACGAGAAUGGCUUGAGCACCCUUAUCAAGUGGGAUCCUUCACCAGAUAAACCUUGUUACUACGAAGUUGUGAAGUGGGUUCCUGAUUCACAAGAAACCUCGAUUGUUGAAGUGAAAGACGUCAGAUUAAAUAUGGAUACUUCAAUUUACAUGACAUUGACAGAUUUGACGUUCGAUACAAACUAUUCGAUCGCAAUUACCGCCGAAGCUGUCAAUUGGACCAGGGAAAGUGACAAGUACUGGCUUUCGUUUUGCACUCAAACAUGUCUGCAAGCGCAUAACUGGAGUUUAACAAUUUGUGCGCCUCAGAAGCCCGUAGGCCUUAACGCAGCAGCAACGGCCAGUGAAGACGGCGAAUACCUGUGUGAUGUAGAGGUCACGUGGGAAAUGCCUGAAGCUGUUCCAGACUUUUACUAUCUGUCUAUAACUCACUACACAGCUGCACCCUGGAAGGCUCCCAAGAAUUAUCAGUGGCAAAAUACCUACCAGUUCAACGCUACUAUCAAUGGGAGUCUCAACAACGCUGUUUAUCGCAAUUUGGAAUCUCAGCCCAGUAUGAUAAUCAUACUGACUGCAGUAUCGGAAGGAGGCAGAUCAAAAGAGGCGAAAAUCUACAGAAACUCGUGCAUCCUCACCAUUCGACCGAUUCCUCAAAACUAUUCAACAGACUUAUCUCGAGCGCAACCAGGCGUGUUACUGUGGUCGAUAACAGCUGUCUGUUUCAUUAUAACGCUGUCUUCGGCAGUAAUAUCCGUUUUUAUAUGCAGAUACCAGUCUAGACGCAAGCAGGACAAGAAACGAGCUCAAUAUUUCAAGAACUUAGAGAAAGACGAAUCAGGAUGCGGAGAAUGGACAACUCACAAAGACGUCGAUGAAGACGAGUUCGAAAUAGCCAGAGAUCGAAUUCUCAUUUCGCACGUUCUUGGCACCGGGGCUUUCGGAGUCGUUCACAAAGGACUGCUCACAAACGGGGCCGGCCCGCCAACGGAGAUUGCUGUCAAAACACUCAGAGAUAACCCGUCCUGUGAGGAGUCACGACAGUUGAGCAAGGAGAUAGCCAUUUUGAAAAGCGUCGGGCGACACCGCAACGUCGCCUCAAUGCUUGGCUGCUGCACACGAGGCAUUCGCCCCCUCCUCAUCAUCGAAUUCUGCGCGCUCGGCGACCUUCAGAAUUUCUUGCGACAGGCGUACGAAAUUGUAUCAAGAGUGAACCUGGAUAGAAGUAAUGCAUCAUCAGAAUCAGAAAGAGUGACGUAUGCUGACCUUAUGCGAUCGAGUAGCUAUGAAAUUCAAAAUGAUGACAUCAGUGGAAAGUAUGAGACACUUGUUGGAUUCCCAAUUGUUAUGAACAAAGCUUACGACAUGGAUAACAGCAAAUUAUGGCAUGCAGCAGGAAGUAUUUCAGAGAUGGAUUUAUUGUCAUUCACAAGACAAAUAGCUAUUGGAAUGGAGUACUUGGCGAAUAACAAAGUGGUGCAUCGUGAUCUGGCAGCACGAAAUGUCCUCGUGUGUUCUGAUUUAACGUUGAAAAUAUCCGACUUCGGCCUAAGCAGAGAUAUUUACGAGCAGAACUUCUACUCGAAAAAGGGCUCUGAAAGACUACCAGUCAAGUGGAUGGCUAUCGAAUCUUUCCUCCAUCAAAUUUAUACUACGCAGAGUGACGUAUGGUCGUUUGGCGUUCUUCUAUGGGAGAUUGUCACUCUUGGAGGUAACCCUUAUCCUUCAGUACCAACAAGUCAAAUUUUCCGCCUUCUGAAGCAAGGAUAUAGAAUGGAGCAACCAUCUUCUUGUGGCAAAGAAUUGUACGACAUAAUGCUAGCAUGUUGGUCCACAAAGCCGAAAGACAGGCCUACAUUCAGUCAACUAGUACAGAAUAUUGAUGAGCUUUUGGAGCAAGUAUCACCGCAACAGUACUUGAAUUUGAAUGUAGAUCUGAUAACAGUCAACCACACUGAUCAAUUUCACGAUUAGAUAAUGAAUUUAAGGACUGCUUACUCAAGUGAAGCUUCAAGGAAUAAUCUUUUCAAGUAGGAUUUUAGAGAAGGUAAAUUCAAUUGAAACUUCACCAGUCUUGGAUGAAGUUUUUCAAGGAGCGUUUGAGAGAAAAAAAUAGAAUUUUCAAGGAAAGCUUCUGGAUGAUUGAGGUAAUCUCAUUUUGCUCACUGUUUAAGAACAUUUUCAAAUAUUGUAUAUCGCUCAAAAUAUCGUUUAUUUUCUACGAAAUCUUACAUUUGUGAUUCAUUGCUAAUAUUUUCCUAACUUUAUUAUAAGUGUAAUGAUGUAUGAAAGGAUGAAUUUAUUGAUGUAUUCCUUCUUGGAUACUCAGUCCGAUCGGUCAUUGUUGUGUCUUACAAAAAUAUAUAUUUUAUUUUCUAAAUGUGUCGAUUCGGUCUAAAAUUAUCUUUCAUGCUACCUACACUAGUUAGAUUCCAGGAAAAUUUUUGAUGACAUUAAUCAUACAUGGAAAUUAUUCACAUUGAUAAUAAUAAUUAUAUGAGUAUUUCAUUUCUUUCAAAUAGAAUGCUGUUCUAUUUUACCUAAGCUGAAUAUAUGUGUAUUCUUGUAUCAAUAGUUCAAGCUGGUAAGUAAUGAUAAUAUUGAACAUUUAUUAUAAUUAUAGCCUAGGUACGGUAUCUUAUCUUUCAGAAAGAUUGGAAAGAUAGAGUAUGCUUUGACUUGGUAGAUGGUAUACUUGUGCUGAGUUAAUUUUGUGAACACAUCUGUAUUAAUUUAGAAUCAGAUUUAGUAAAAUGGAGAGACUUGGACUUGGAUGAAUCUAUGUCAAUUGAAGGCACCAAAUCUGCAAACUAGUUGAAAUCAAUCUGAAUAACAAGCAAUUUUUAAAAAAUCGAUUUCACUUGUCAGUUAUCAAUUUUUGAAGAACAGAAAAUUGCAGUUAGAUGCCAAAAAUUUUUGGAUGUGAGUUUUUUAUUUAAUGUAUAAUAAAUAAAUUAUAUUCGCCAAUCUCCAAAUUUGAUCCGUAAUAACAUUUGAUCUGAACAGGGAAUACAACAGACAUGAUUGCAUUCCGAAUAAACAGUAAAAUAUUGAUUGUAUAUUGAGAUGGAAUAUACUGUGCUUAAUUUGAAUUUAGUUGAUUGUGUAUGAAGAUUCGCAAAAAAAAGAAUAUUAAUGUGAUAGGCUAUGUAAGUGGAAUGUUUCAGUAAGAAUAUAUUUUAUUUAUUACUAUUAUUAUUUUGUUUUUUCUAAUAUUGCAUUCUCAAAUAUCAACUAUUAUAACAGGAAAAUAGAUGGCAACUUAUUCCUCUUGUUUGGUCAUUUCAAAAAAUAAUCUUGUCAACAUUAUUUAAUAAAAAUCUAUGUAUUAUCAUCAUUAUAAUGUACUAUUAUUGUUGUUCAAGAGUUCCAUUUGAUGUACCAAUAAUAAAUGUUUAUUAUCACUUUUAAUAUCAUGCUAUUUCUGGACAUCUUAUUUUGUUAGAUGUAUUGCCAAUAACGUGCAUUUCAAAUUUUCAAGUUAUACGUCUUGAAAUAGGCUUGGUGUUGGAUAAGAAACUUUCCAAUGUAUUUCUGAUAUCAGGUUUUUCAUGUUCUUAUUGAUGUUUUAUUAGUAAACUGAAUACUUUGAUCUCUGUUGGAUUAAUUGUAGCUUCCUAUGUAAUUUGUCAACUACUUAUUAAAUUCAGAUUGAAAGAUAUUAUGUUUAUCUACUCUAGGAAAAUACAAAAAUAUUUUUGUUUAUAACAGCACACCAGAGAGAGCUAAUAUAUUAUAGUAUGAGUGUUUAUAGAAUCUUACAACUGAAAAGUUACUAGUGACUCCCUGGUUUGAAGAAAUCGCUCAUGAACUGCUGUAUUGAUCUCGGGAGUCCGCAACUUGUAAUAAUUAUACCGAGUUGAUGAGAAUAAAAUUAUUAUGGAAACAGCAAAAUAUUUCUUUUACAAGU
Molecule: messenger RNA, 4516 nt
Organism: Nilaparvata lugens (brown planthopper)
Lineage: Eukaryota; Metazoa; Arthropoda; Insecta; Hemiptera; Delphacidae
Product: tyrosine-protein kinase receptor torso
Exons: 18
Coding region: 1-2580 (859 amino acids)
Biological process (GO): protein phosphorylation; positive regulation of kinase activity; multicellular organism development
Cellular component (GO): signaling receptor complex
Molecular function (GO): ATP binding; protein binding; transmembrane receptor protein tyrosine kinase activity
Source: RefSeq, a predicted model, not a curated record